AUGGAGUCUCUCUGUUCCAUCCCUGGUAUUCUAAGGGAAUUCAUGGCUACGACAGCUAUGCUGGAAGAACAAGUAGAUAGGAGUGUGGGGUUGGUGGUUGAGCAGGGAAUGACAGAGGAAAGUGGUGGUGGGAAGUUGGAAAUGGCAUCAUGUUCCACUCUUAAACAGAGUCCAUUGCCUAUGAAAGAAACACCCUUAAACUAUCAUCCAUAUCCACCUCCUCUGGCCAGAUAUGAGGAUGUUGUAGCCUGUCCAAGACUCUUCAUGGAUACUUUGGAGAAGCUCCAUGCUACAAUGAGAACCAAGUUCAUGAUCCCUGUUAUAGGGGGCAAAGAUCUAGACUUGCACCUGCUUUUUGUUGAGGUGACUUCUCGUGGUGGCAUUGAAAAG
Molecule: messenger RNA, 390 nt
Organism: Ilex paraguariensis (yerba mate)
Lineage: Eukaryota; Viridiplantae; Streptophyta; Magnoliopsida; Aquifoliales; Aquifoliaceae
Source: the annotation of a GenBank genome assembly